Menidia menidia (Atlantic silverside) is the source of this 942-nucleotide messenger RNA. NCBI's taxonomy places the organism in Eukaryota, Metazoa, Chordata, Actinopteri, Atheriniformes, Atherinopsidae. The record is from the annotation of a GenBank genome assembly.
AUGUUUCGUCAAGAAGUCAGUGUGACGUCUUUUAUUCCAUCUUGUUCGUAUCUUUUCCAACACGAGAAGAGGAAUAUGUCCAGGUAUAACAUAUACAGCCUGCUGGACUGGAUCUACGGCGGGGUCGACCCGAAGUUUGAGGGCAACGGGGGCCCGGACUGCGCCGCCUUCAUCGCCCCCCAGCAGCGCAUCUGCGAGAGCCUGGUCAUCGUGCUGGUGUCCCUGGUGGAGAUCGGCGUGGCUCUGAAGAAGAUGAACCUCUCCAAAGAGCUCCGGGUGGUCGGGAGGGACUCCGCGAGGUCGAAAGUGGACAGUCUGGGGAAGAACCUGUUGCUGGUGGCCCUCUGCAUGACUUUUGGAGUGGAGGUGGGCUUCAAAUUCGCAACCAAGACGGUGAUCUACCUCCUGAACCCCUGCCAUGUGGUGACCAUGAUCCAGAUCUUCCUGCUGGCCUGCCCGCCAUGUAAAACAGCCAUGGUUGUGUUUAGGCUGCAGGUCCACAUGCUGAACGGAGCUCUGCUGGCUUUGAUGUUCCCCGUCGUCAACACCAGACUGCUACCAUUCGAGAAGGAGAUCUACUACAUCCAGCACUCCAUGCUCUACUUGGUGCCUCUCUACCUUUUCAGGAAAGGAGGUGUGUACAAGCCUGAGCCUCUGGGGGACAUGUGGUGGGCACUGCUGGCCACGGGCAUCCUGUUCCUCUACCACUUCCUCUUCCUGCAGGUCCUGGGCCUGGCCACCGAGGUCAACCUGAACAACAUGCUGUGUCCGGCCGUGUCGGAUCCGUUCUACGGGCCCUGGUACCGGGUGUGGGCCACGGGCCACCAGACCCUGCUGACCCUGCUCCACGGGAAGGCGCUGACCUUCCUGUCGCAGCACAGCGGCUCGGCCUGCCGCUCCCUGCUGGACACGCUCCGGCUGCGCAGCAAGAAGGUGGACUGA